CAUCCAAGUCUGUGUGCUGGGAUCUCAGAUCCUUCUGCUCCAACUCUGCGCUGUGCUCAACCCUACUCUCAUUUGUUCUGUUCUGACUAAAAACACUGCUGACACUGACAGGAAAACUUUCAGAUUUUUUUUCUUUUUCUAAAACAACCCUCUAAAACUCCCAAUUUUAUCCCAGUUUGAAGCUCAUCUGGAUUUGUUUUUGGAGAGUUUGCAGCCGUACGUGGAUCCUGAUCCAUUCUGACUUUUGUUUUUAAUCUUGACAGGGAUGAGAGUGGUACUGUUUGUAAACUGACCACAGAACAGAAGAGACCUGUGAGCGCCAUCUACAUCCUCUCCUUUGUCUCUAUUGUUAAUGUAUUUUUUCUCUGGGAUGUAAGGAGGCAAGUCUUCCACCUUUUCCCCGUAUUUCGAUCUACAAAGGAAGGUUCUGGAGAACUUUUUUUGUUAAAGAUGCGUCUUUUUCUGCUUCUGUUGGGAUUAUUUUUGCUCUCUUCUUCGUCUACAAGAGCUGAGCCGGAGCUGCAGGAGGAUGAGGAAGAGGAAAGUUCCUGCCAAGGCGCCUUUGACCUCUACUUUGUGCUGGACAAGUCUGGCAGCGUGAAGCAUCACUGGGAGGAAAUCUAUUACUUUGUGGAAAACCUAGCAGAGAAAUUUAAGAGUCCAAUGUUGAGGAUGUCCUUCAUCACCUUCUCCUCCAGGGCUUUUAUCAUCAUGAAGCUGACAGAAAACAGGAAAGAAAUCAGGAAAGGGUUAAAUGCACUUCAAAAAGAGAUUCCAGGAGGAGACACGUUCAUGCACCUCGGACUACAGAUGGCCAACGAGCAGAUUCUCAAGGAAAACUUUGGCACAGCCAGUGUGAUAAUUGCACUGACAGAUGGAGAACUGCAGGAGCAUCAGCUCACUUCUGCACAGCAGGAGGCAGAAAAAGCCAGAUCUUUGGGAGCCAUCGUCUACUGUGUUGGCGUCAAAGACUUCAAUGAGACACAGUUGGCCACCAUUGCCGACACCAUUGAGCACGUGUUUCCUGUCCUGGGAGGUUUCCACGCCCUCAGAGGAGUCAUCGACUCGAUCAUCAAGAAAUCCUGUAUUGAAAUUUUGGCAGCCGAGCCCUCAAGUGUGUGUGCAGGAGAGUCGUUUCAAGUUGUGGUGAGAGGCAACGGUUUUCUCCACGCCAGGAACAUCAAGCAGGUUCUGUGUAGCUUCAAGAUCAACGACACCAUCACCAUCAAUGAAAAACCAGCCGGAGUAGAAGACACAUUUCUGCUGUGUCCAGCUCCCGUCAUCGAUGAAGUGGGAAAGGUGAUUUAUCUCCAGGUGAGCAUGAACGACGGUCUGUCCUUCAUCAGCAGCAACGUGCACAUCACCACCACAGAGUGUUUUGAUGGAACCAUCCUCCUCAUCACCCUGCUGGUUCUCUUCCUCCUGCUGGCUAUGCUCUUCAUGUGGUGGUUCUGGCCUCUGUGCUGCACAGUGGUAAUUAAAGAGCCCCCUCCUCCACCUCCUCCUGAGCCUGAGUCAGAUGAUGAAGAUGGGCUGCCCAAGAAGAAGUGGCCCACAGUGGAUGCUUCGUAUUACGGUGGCCGAGGGAUUGGAGGCAUCAAGAGAAUGGAGGUGCGCUGGGGAGGAAAGGGUUCCACCGAGGAAGGAGCAAAACUGGAGAAGCCUAAAAACGCUGUGGUGAAAAUGCCGGAGCAGGAGUACGAACCCUUUGAGCCCAAACCUAAGAAACAUCAGAACAAGAAGCCUCCUCAGAGCCGGAAGUGGUACACACCCAUCAGGGGUAAACUGGAUGCCAUCUGGGCUCUGUUUCGUCGCGGCUACGACCAGGUUUCUCUGAUGAGACCUCAGCCUGGAGAUCAUGGUCGUUGCAUCAACUUCCAGAGAGUAAAGAAUGAGUCAGCAGCAGCAGCAGCAGCAGCAGCAGCAGCAGCACACAAAGCUCCACCUCGCACCCCAGCACCUGCACCUGCACCUGCACCUCCAACACCAGACUACCACCCUGCGCCUCGCAUGUCCCCGCCUCCUUCUUCUCCCACCUGCGGCAGCCCUCCUGCCAGAUCACCUCCAACAGGCCCACCGCCAUCUCGUACACCACCUGGGCCUCCCUGUGCACCACCAUCACGCCCUCCACCUGGCCUUCGGCUUUGAAUCUUAUGCCCUACACCCACCCCCAUCACACCCACUCUGAUACACAGUCUUGAAGGCUGUGGAAUUGGCUGCCAAAGAUACUCCUGCUAUAAACCAAAGAUUUUCCAUGUCAUACUUUGUUCCUAUUCUUGUAUGGGAGAGAACGUCAAGUUAACAGCUAGCACCAGCUAACACCUAGAAUCAAUAGAUUCAGGUGAAAAAUAUUUGAUCAUAUAUUCAAUCAAAAUCAAUUUCUUUUGUUGACUUUAGUUGCCAGUGAUGGUUGAAGUUCUGACUUGGCAUUCUCUCCCACACAGAGUGAUGGGAUGGUUCGGAUACUUGUACUUUGUGUUUGGAGGAAUUGUUGCUGGACAGCAAAGCAUGAUGGGA
Messenger RNA from Cynoglossus semilaevis (tongue sole), 2517 nucleotides. RefSeq names its product ANTXR cell adhesion molecule 1c (gene antxr1c). The transcript has 18 exons. Gene Ontology annotation, molecular function: transmembrane signaling receptor activity. Bases 451 to 2148 code for a protein of 565 amino acids. The record is from RefSeq and is a predicted model, not a curated record. NCBI's taxonomy places the organism in Eukaryota, Metazoa, Chordata, Actinopteri, Pleuronectiformes, Cynoglossidae. Gene Ontology annotation, cellular component: cell surface; plasma membrane.